CUGUCUUUGAAUGUCGCGUGUCAAAGCCAUUUGUCAAAUCAAAACAUGAUCAAUGUGCUUGAGCCCAUCUGACUGUUGAUUCGGUCAAGCGAAACCGAAGUGAAAGUUGUAGGUAAUUGCACGUUGUGUUAUGUGAUUGAUAAUUAUUGUUUUUUUUUUAAUGAAAGUGUAAUUACGAUUGAUUUCGUUCAAGUGAACGUUCACUUUUGACUAUGAUGGCGAGUUUUUGGGGUGAAUUGGAUACUAUGCAAAUUCAAAUCAACAAAGACACAUACGAGUGCCGGAUUUGCGACAACGUCUUCACAUCACCGAUCCAAUUGACCGUACAUUGCAUUGCGUUGCAUGGAGCAUUGCCAUGCAUUCACUGUUUGAAGCUAUUCGAAAGUGAGCAUAUGCUGGGAGAUCACACACGCACACAGCAUGACUGUGAUAAACACAUUUGUCCCGAGUGUUCGGAUGAAUUUCCACAACAAACUGAUUUUGAAUCGCACAUGAGAUCCAAACAUUCCAAGAGAUUGUGCGAGCUGUGUGAGUUAUUGACCUCAAUCGAUGAACAACAACAACACCUGUCAACGCUACACAAAAUCGCCGAUGGUUCAUUCAAAAUUACUUUGGCACCCGUUAACCAAAAUGAUUUUCGAUGCAACUCGUGUUCGGAUGGAAAAUCGGUUGAUCGCUUAGACAAGCUCCUUUUACACUACCUGUACUUCCAUAAAUGUUCGCUGCAAUCCUUGCUUCGGUGUAUUUUGAACAACAAUAUGGAAUCGCUACAGUCUCAAAUCUCUCACGAUGAUGUUCAUGCGAAAUGUUCAACGUGUAACCAGAGUUACACAUGGUCGGUACCAAAAAUUUACCAUAAAAUAUACUGCCAAGGUUUUAUGUAUUGCCCGUCCUGUACCAACUGCUUCGAUACUCAAGAGAAAUAUGAUGAACACAUGCAGUUGUGUCAAGACAAACCGUUCAAAAUCAAUUUUUGUGAUAACUGUAGCAAUUCCUCCGUCGAUGAGCCACAUCUUCGAUCUGUACAUAAUUUUUCAACCGUCUCAUGGAACCCAGCACCUAGCCUACUGAACGCAGAGAACGAUUGUACUUUUUGUGCGGAAAAUCUAAGCUGCGAAGAAGCUAACCUUAACGGAAUCAUCGACCAUUUUCGUACUUUUCACAAUUUUGAUGCUGCCGCUAUUUUAAGCUAUUUGAAACAGGGUAAAAGUAAAACAAAGACUGAACAAUGUGACGAACAAUGCGAUAAAAAAAGAACAAGGAAGAAUGUUGCCGAAAUUCGUGCAAUUGAUGGAGAUGAAAAUGUUGGAUAUCUCAUGAAUUUCGAUACAAAACUCGUCAAAUAUGUUUACUCAUCCGCAUCGGAUUAUGAUUCGAAUGAUUCAGAUGAAGAGAAUAUAACACGAGCAAUAAAUACCUAUCAAUGCGACGUCUGCGAUUAUCGAUCCCGAUCGAAAUUCGUCCAUGUCAUGCAUAUGCACAAAAAACAUGGAUUCUCCCUGAAAACACCCGAAUUCAGGUGCAACGUUUGCAGAACAAUUUUCAAAUCAAAUCGCAGCUUGAGGAAACAUAAUCAGAAUUCGCAUCAUAAACAAACCGUUGGAAAGAGAUUCAAAUGUUCAUUUUGUGAGUUUGGCUCUAAUGGCAAAACGAAAAUUAGGCGACAUAUUGGUGAGCAUGUCGAAGCAUCAUAUCAUCCAUGCUCCUUGAAGUCCAUUGGAUUCAACUGUAGAUACUGCCAUUUCAUAUUUUGGACAAAGGAACAGCUGAACGAGCAUCAAUUGAACCGUCACUCGGAGCAUUUACAAGAUACAUAUUUACUGUGUAGCCUUUGCUUUUCUUCUUUUAAUAAUUUGGCAGCGCUUCGAAGUCACAAUACGACCAGGCACUUUGAAUUUGAUCUGGAUGGUCAUGCAUUUCAGUGUAAAAUUUGUCGAAUUGUUUUGUUUUCCAUGGAUGCGAUCCGUUUCCAUAUGCAAGAAUUGCAUCCGCAGCUUCAAUCGAUGUGUUGUGCCAAGCGGAAUUGCAUGAAGGUGGUGGCGAAUGAAGAGGAACUACGGACUCAUUGGGCUGCUCAACAUACAAAAACCGUAUUUCAAUGUUUGGAAUGUUUUAGAAUGUUUGAGCGUAGGGAAUAUGUUGAAAAUCAUAUGGCUGUGACCCAUGCAAAGUCGAAAACGAAAAAAUUACAAUAAAAGAAAAGACUACUGAUUAUAAAGCGUU
Molecule: messenger RNA, 2223 nt
Organism: Sitodiplosis mosellana (orange wheat blossom midge)
Lineage: Eukaryota; Metazoa; Arthropoda; Insecta; Diptera; Cecidomyiidae
Product: zinc finger protein 423-like
Exons: 3
Coding region: 213-2195 (660 amino acids)
Biological process (GO): regulation of transcription by RNA polymerase II
Cellular component (GO): nucleus
Molecular function (GO): RNA polymerase II transcription regulatory region sequence-specific DNA binding; DNA-binding transcription factor activity, RNA polymerase II-specific
Source: RefSeq, a predicted model, not a curated record